GCUGACAUGGCUGAUCAUGGGGCAGAUGAGCCAUGCUCCAGGUCAGGGAAUCCGGAUGGGGAAGGUCAGGUCUGUGAGGACAGAUCAUUGAUCCAACAGAGGCUGGCCAUCAGCGAGCUGAUCGACACCGAGGUCUCCUACUUGCACAUGCUCCAACUCUGUGCCUAUGACAUCAGGAGCCGCCUCCAGCAGCUGCCACAGGAAGAUCUGGAUGUCCUGUUCUCAAACAUUGAUGACAUCAUCAAGGUAAACAGCAGAUUUCUUCAUGAUCUGCAGGAGACAGCCUCCAGGGAAGAGGAACAAGUGUACUUGAUUGGUAACCUAUUCCUGGAAUUCCAAGAGGAGUUUGAGCGAGUCUAUAAGGUCUACUGUACCAGCUACGACCAGGCCUUGCUGCUGGUGGAGGCAUACCGGAAGGAACCAGAGCUGCAGCAGCAGAUCCAGGACAUCAUUGUGACAGUGGUGCCACAAGCUGGACGUUCAGGCCUCAGUUUCUUACUGGUAAUCCCUCUGCAGAGGAUUACCAAGUACCCACUGCUGCUGCAGAAAAUCCUGGAGAACACGCUCCCUGAUGCCAGUGCCCACCCUGUCCUUCAAAGGGCAACAUCUGCCCUCCAGGACGUGAAUGCCAACAUCAAUGAGUACAAGAUGCGCAAGGAAGUGGCCUCCAAGUACACCAAGGUAGAGCAGCUGACCCUGCGGGAGCGGCUGGCCCGCAUCAACACGCACACCCUCUCCAAGAAGACCACACGGCUGAGCCAGCUGCUGAAGCAGGAGGCAGGACUGGCGCCCAAGAUGAAAGACAAGGAAUUCGAUGAUUUGGGGGAGAGGUUCCAAUGGGUGUGUCUGUGUGUGACCGAGCUGAGGAACAAUGUGGCUGCUUACCUGGAUCAUCUGGAGGCUCUCUUGCGCUUCAGGCCACACGAAUACAAUCUGGACAUCCCCGAGGGACCCGUGGUGCAGUAUUGCAACCUGGCGAGAGACCUUCAGCGGGAGGCCUUCCUGGAGUUUAAGCAGCGGCUGGAAAGCCUGGUGUGGCGGCCACUGUGCAGCCUGGCCAAAGCCCUGGUCGGCCCUCAGAACCUGAUCAAGAAACGUCUGGGCAAAUUGCUGGAUUUUGAGCGGGUGGAAGAGAAGCUGUUGGAAGUGGGCAGCAUGACCUAUGAGGAGGAGGCGGCCCGCCACACAUACCAGGCACUCAAUGCCCUGCUAGUGGCUGAGCUGCCACAGUUUAACCAACUGGUUGUGCAGUGGCUUGGCCAGAUCCUGUGCACGUUUGUGGCCCUCCAGGGGGACCUUGCAAAACAAGUGCUGCAGAGGGCAGCAGGUGUCAUGGCCCAGCUGCCCCACCGCCACAUCUCUGAGCCGGCCUUCAGGAAGCUGGUGGAGGACACGCUAAGCCAGAGCAGUAACCAGCUUCGCUCCUUUCGAGAGAACUUCGAGAAAGUGCUGCCACCUCCCACCACACAACCACUCCUUCCAGGGUCUGAACGCCAGGUGCAGUCUCUCCUGAGCAGGUAUGGCCCCGGGAAGCUGUACCAGGUGACGAGUAACGUCAGCGGGACUGGGACUCUGGACCUGACACUGCCGCGGGGCCAAAUAGUGGCCCUCCUUCACAACAAGGACACCAAGGGCAACAGCAGCCGCUGGCUGGUGGACACUGGGGGACACCGAGGGUAUGUGCCAGCCGGGAAGCUACAGCUGUACCAUGUCGUCCCCACUGAGGAGAAAAUCAGAGGGCAGGCUGGGCUGCACAGCGUCUCCCAGCACCUAACGCUGGCACCCACCCCAGCCCCUGCCCCCAUCCCCACCAUGACCCAGGUGGUAGCAGCAUACCCCUUUGUGGCCAGAAGCAGCCAUGAAGUAAGUCUGCAGGCCGGACAGCCCGUGACCAUUGUGGAGGCCCAGGACAAGAAGGGGAACCCAGAAUGGAGCCUGGUGGAAGUGAACGGACAGAGGGGAUAUGUGCCUUCCAGCUUCCUGGCCAGGGCCCCAAGCCCAGCGCCAUGGGGCUGGAGUGUGCCCUCUUAGGGUGCCCUACGUGAGGUUCAUGUUGCUAAGGGAUGGGGGAGGCUUAGAGAGGCUGUGACCCUGGAGGAAAAAGAAGCAAAGAAAAGGUAGAGAAGAUCAGUACAGGGUGUGUGAGGGGCACCCA
Molecule: messenger RNA, 2155 nt
Organism: Galeopterus variegatus (Sunda flying lemur)
Lineage: Eukaryota; Metazoa; Chordata; Mammalia; Dermoptera; Cynocephalidae
Gene: ARHGEF37
Product: Rho guanine nucleotide exchange factor (GEF) 37
Exons: 12
Coding region: 7-2031 (674 amino acids)
Cellular component (GO): cytoplasm
Molecular function (GO): protein binding; guanyl-nucleotide exchange factor activity
Source: RefSeq, a predicted model, not a curated record